ACACACACUCACACACAUACACACACGAACACACACACAAUGACUCACAACUUGCGCAAAACAAAAGCGCUGUGGAAACUUUGCUUUGUCAUUCCUGCAUGCUUUUCUAGUGCUAGCAAUGUUCUCAACUUGUUUACAUUGCAAGGGAUACACUGCUGCCAAUCACUGUGCGAUCUGACACGCCCACUCUAUUCUGAUCAGGCAGGAAGAUUUUUUCUUUUAGCUUUUAGUUAUAGUUAAAUAGUUGUAAAAUAUAUAAUAUACUGUAUACUUGUGAAUAUACCAUUGUUAAAUGGAUCUUUAUUACCACAAUUUUUUCUUUUUCUUUUUUUUUUUAUUUGAAACUGUGUUGCCAGGGGCUUCAAAUUAACAACAUUGUAAGUCCCACUUUGGUGUACCUUUAACCCUUAGGAAAAAAAGGGUUCCUCAAAGGUAGUUCGGGUUCUUUGCUCCCUAAAAGGGUUCUUCUUAAGAGUUUAUUGCAGGGUUCUACAUAAAACAUUUAAGGGCUACCUACCAACCAGGUAGGGUGAAGACUAGCACAUACUUACUCUGAGAAACAUUAAUCUAGCCAAACACAUCUUUUCAAACUGCUGUUGCUGAUGUGUCACAGGGCAGCUUAACACACUUAGAAGGAAGCACUAUCUGCCCUCUUCUGCAUACAUCAGCUAAUAGACACCCACAACUGGCUCUUGUCUCUGUGAUGGACAUGGGAGAGAAAGUAUGCCAUCCCUCCCAUCCAGAGAGCAUGGUCAAUUUUGCCCAGUGAAGACCAUUCAAAAGUGCUUUCUUAUGUGUUCUUUAUUUAAUUAAUGGUUCUAAGCUCUCUGAAAGAAUGCUAGAUGGCUAGAUUAACAUUAAUUCCAAUAGUCAUAGGAUUUAAAGCUAAAACAUGUUUGAAGCUAAAACAUGUUUGAAUUUUCAGGUUUGAGUCUUGAUUACCACCAUUUUGCGAUUGCUAUCAUGCCUCAAGCUGGUGUCAUUUCAACAUUGAGCAAAUCUGAUUGGUGGCAUUUACCAUGAAAACACCUUUAACUGAUUUCUGUCAGAAAAUCUGAAUUGAGUAAAUACUUCUGUGGUGGAAGAGGACACAUGUGACUGUUUAUCUAAGUUUAUAGAGUACAAGGAAGUUCUAUUACACAGAAAACUCAACUUGUAACGACAAUGGAAGAUUGGCAUUGCCCAUCAUACGUACGAAGAGGCUUUCAGAGGAUGUCAUGCAUUAGAGGUCAAACCAGUUUGUCUUCUUGCAAUCAACACAAUGUUAGUUUAAUGUGUGUAGCUACUGAAGACAUCCAUCGUGCCCUAUUUAUGUGUGUUUGUAUACUGAGCUUCUUAAAAUAGAUCUGUGGAAAUGAAGCAGACGUGCAGCACCGUGAGUCUCGGUGUCUUGAACACAGAGGUCAUCUAAAAACAAGGCCCCCCUGCCUCCAGCCGUUGUGCAUGGUCCAUGCGUGUCAUCUCAUGCCCCUGAAUUAACACACACUACCAUGGAACAGAAGGAGAAUCUGCUGGAGCAAGAGCUGCUACUGACAGUGGUGCUGCCUGAAGGUGUGGAGAAAACCACAAUGGUGCAUGGAAGUAAGCCCAUGAUUGACCUACUCGUAAUGCUGUGUGCAAAGUACCAUCUCAACCCAUCAGGACACACCAUUGAGCUAGUCUCCACCAAUAAGAACCACAUUAAAUUCAAGCCAAAUGCUCUUAUUGGAGCUCUGGAGGCUGAGAAGGUUCUGCUCAAACCCAAAGGUGUGGAGGACAAGAACCUGAAGACUGGACCACAAAUGCCAGAGGCUACUGUGCGUCUUGUAAUAAACUAUAAAAGGACCCAGAAGACAAUUUUGCGAGUGAACCCUAAGCUUGCUCUGCAGGAGCUUCUGCCCGCUAUCUGUGAGAAAUGUGAAUUUGAUGUGCAGAGCACCGUCCUUCUGCAGAACAUGCACUCACAGGAGCCUUUGGACCUGAACAACUCCCUCAAUGACCUCGGCCUCAGGGAGCUCUACGCCAGAGACACACGGGUUAUCAGUCUUACAGACUUCCCUUCAUCACCAACUCAUUCAGAUGUUAUUCAACCUGGCAAGGACAAACUUCAGAAAGAAAAAGAAAAUAAAGGCCUGUUUGGCAUGUUCAGAAGAGGAAGUAAGAAGAAACCUGAUCAGGCAUCAACUGUAAGUGCACCAGCAUCUCCAAUCAACAGGAAAUCAAGACCUAUGAGCAUGAGUUCUCUCAGCAUGCAUUCCUCAACGUACGACUCGAACACUAUGCCAUCUGACACACCGAAGAAGAGACGGGCCCCUCUACCCCCACACAUGAAGCCCACUGACCUCAACCAUCAACACAGCAACUCUCAAACAAGCAGUCAUCCUGAUGGCAACCAGGUCACAGCAUCUCUGAGUCGAAGUUCCUCUACCGAGUCGUCUCUGAAGAGGAGUAAGAGGAAGGCCCCACCACCCCCUGCCUCCCCCAGCAGCCUUUCAGUGACCCAUGGUGAAAAAACACAGGAUACCAUUGUAACAGGGUUGCCAACAACUCCUGAGGAGAUCCAAGAAAAUCAGGAGUCUUCUAUGGUCCCGGACGCCCCUGUUGUCCCUGUAAAUUCCAGUCCUGAGAGCUUGAGUCCUCUGCCAGAGCUUCUGGAGAAUGACAGCAGCAUCAACCUCUCUGUCGACAUCUCUCUGGACUCUCUGGACCCGACUCAGGAUUUGGAGAUGGAAAGUGUAGCUCCACCUAGGGAGAGUCCACAAGAAGUAUCAUCUGAUCUGACCACAGAUGGCAAACUAGCUGCAGACUCUGAGGUGAAAAGAAAUCAGCCAGAGGCUGAUUCCGAUGCUCGAUUACAGUCAACAAACACUGCCAGUGUUGACGAGAGGACUGAAAUGGCAUGUUUAACUGCUGAAUGUUCUACAGCAGUGAAGGAAGAGAGCACUGCACCAGUGGAUGCAGAUCAGGUUUCUAUGCACAAAGUUGCACACACCCGGCGAGCAGAGCCACAGGCUCCCCCUAAGCCCAGCUUUGUAGCAGCUGCAGUACAAACAACAUCAAACACUUCCUCCACUGCAACUAAUGCAAGUCAGACACACACUGAAAUUCAAACAGAGAUAUACAGCUCUACUGAGGCUACACCGACCCCGGAGUCAAUCAUCUGUACGUCUGUAAACUUAGGGAGCCCAAAAAGGGACAUGGCCACAUUGACAGAAGAGUUCCAAAAACAAGAAAUUCACCCAACCUCUACUCAAGACUUUGAUAUGCAGACAUCCACAUCCACUUACCUCCCUGAAAGCCCAAAAUCCACACAGACUUCCAGUCCUGAAAAUCAAAAGUCCACACAGAUUUCCUCAGCAACUAAACAUGGAAAUUUACAGUACCUUGUUGCAUCCGAGCCUAAGCCUAAGCCAUCAAAUGAACUCACCCGCGAAUACAUCCCCAAAGUAGGCAUGACCACCUACACUAUUGUGCCUCCAAGGACCUUGGACAAGCUACGCUUCUUUGAAGUAGAGCUGACGCUUGAGUCUUCCAGUGUGCCUGGAGUUCAGGAAGUGAAUGUGGAGUCUUUAAGUCAAAAAGCUACACCAACAGCAACAUCAGCAUCUCCCACCAGGUUUGAGUGUAGGCCUGACAGUGCCAAUGAUCUCUCUCCAUCCAUUUCCCCAACUGCUGAAUCUCCUUUAGACUCCUCUUAUAUCCCUCAGGCCAAGGAGAAGAAAGUUCCACCUGCAACCAGGCCCAAACCAGCUUCUUUCCGCUUACCGCAGCACAAAAGAACACCUGGAAGUUACGUCAGCUCAGCGGUGGUGCGCAGUAGGAGUUUGAGUGAGGAGAAAGAGCCUCUAGGUAGCCCACAAAGGGAGAGUGUCCAUGGGCUUUUGGAGGAGACAUUCCCCCCUCCUCCACCACCCAUCCAGUGGGAGGAGGAGACAAAGACAAGAGAGGAACAGCACAUUUCUCCACCAAUAUCUCCAGUUAAGCAGGAGAAGAUGGAGAGAUCUAGUCCAGCUUCCUCCCUGAGAGAGCCUGAAGUGUUCAGUGCAUCAGCGCAUUCGGUUUUGCCACGCCAAAUGAGUUUACCGACUGCUGGCCUGACUCUGGAAAAGCUUCAGAGUUUUGCAGCACCAAAGCCAUACUACUCAUCCACACCAUCACGCUUUGCCCAGGCUGUCAAUUCUGCAGUCAAGAGAUCUCAGUCUCUUACCCAUAAUACUGUUAGGCUGUGCGGGCACAAAGUGCCUUUGUCAAUGACUAAACGCUGUACAAUCAGAGAGACAGAUGAGUUUGUUGAAUUACCCACUUUCAUGGAUGUGGACAGUGGGCAUGGACAGAGGAAGAGCAGCAGUGACUCCUAUGGUUCUCCAGUUGAAGAGAGUGAGGGGGUGUGGAAAAGGAGAGUGCCUGAUCUCUCCUCAAAUAGUGGAUCUAAUGCUCACUGAUCUGAUUUGCAGGGAUGUUUGGUGUCGCCUGUGAUGUGUCCAGUCCCGAAGACUUUGCUUGCACAGGAACAGAGUAUUUAACCACUUCUUCAGCUUUAACCUUUAACCCACCUUAAUGAGCCUUAAUGAGCACUUUUUUAGCUCAGUGCCUUUACACCUUGUCCUCACCCCCCCAAUGCCCCUUCUCCGUCCACUGUGAGGACACUCCAGCUCAGUGCACCUAAACUAGGAACAGUACAGGAGGACAACAGCUCUGUAAAUGAGUUUUGGCUUGUUCUCAUCUUCUGUAAUGUCCCUUUUCUAAUGUGUGAUUGAAUUUCUCUCCAGGAAGUAACAUCCUCUGAGAAACACUAAAAGAACAUGCCAUUUGGUGCAGUAUAAAUAUAUCUUGUAUAACAACAAAUAGCUGCUAGAAAAGAGAUAUUCACAAUUUGUCAGUGGACACAGGGAGAGUGAUUUCUUUCAUUACAUAUUCAUUUUAAUUUUACAUUCAUAAACUCUCACUGUGCUCAGCUGUUUCUCAGAGUUAAAACUGACAUAUGCUAGCAGGGCAUUGUUGGAAUACAUUGAAAAAUUAUGGCUAGGAAUUAUUUUCAGAGACCAUGUGCUCUAGUAUUUGGGACAUUUAUAGUAUUCUAGUAAGAAUAGACUUUAGCGCUUCUCGCCAUGUGGGAUUGUUAAUCAGGGUCUUGAUAAUUAGCUGAUCAUCUGAAACAGGUGUGCUAGCACACAAAACAAAAUAAAAUGUGUCCUGUACUGCUGGAAAUGUCCAUGCACCCUCUUAACUGUACUUUUGCUCCCCUUUUCAGUUUUAUAGCAUGUCUUUGAAUAAGUGUGUAAAAUCUUACUUACUAGUAGUUAAUACAGACAGGGUUUAAAACAUUAUUAUGCAGGUAAUUCACAGCAUUUGCCAUUGCCAUUUUUCAAAGCUUGACUACACUUGUUGCAUUUAUUAUAGUCUCUAUCACAAAUGCAUUAUAUUAAAAUCCUUAUUCUCAUGUUCUGAGUGAUUCCUAUUGAUUCUGAACCUGAUAUCUGAUAUAAUGUUCAAUAAUUAUGAAUAUAUUCAGGUUUAUGGAAAAUGGGUGUGUUAUUUGUGUGUGUUUUCCUUUAACUUAUUAGAUGUAGUGUGUAGAAUACUGUGAUUAUCAGUUCAAGUGGAAAAGGUACUGGUGUUGCCCUAUACUUGUGUGCAUGUAUACUGAAUGCAUACCUUUAGUGCAGCUAAACAUUUCAGGUGGACAUUACAUAGCUGUAAAUUACAUGGAUCACAAUGAAGUAAGCAGUAUGUAAUGGCACACAUAUAAUAAUGCACUACACAUAUGAGGGUUAUGUGUAACAAACAGGUAUGAGGGCUGAGAAAAGGAAAAAAAAAAAGCUUUUUGACAAAGCUGAGCACAAAGAGAAACACACUGGUCUGCUCAUGCUUGUUUCAAAGACAGUUCUGCUGUAAUAUAUUUCCAAAUUGUGCAUUAAAGUGUAAUGCAUAAACCUUU
This is a messenger RNA of Ictalurus punctatus (channel catfish), 5917 nucleotides long. It is a transcript of the gene cobll1b, whose product is annotated as cordon-bleu WH2 repeat protein-like 1b. The coding region runs from base 1491 to 4421 and encodes 976 amino acids. The record is from RefSeq and is a predicted model, not a curated record. Gene Ontology annotation, molecular function: actin monomer binding. NCBI's taxonomy places the organism in Eukaryota, Metazoa, Chordata, Actinopteri, Siluriformes, Ictaluridae. The transcript is spliced from 13 exons.